AUGGAGGAGACAGUUGUAGUAGGGACUCCUGGGGCAGAUGGGAUGCCUGUGCUGAAGCCCAGAAUCUUGAGCCCAACCUGGGGUCUCGCAGGCUCCCCUGGCCGCCAACGCCGUCACACACUCCCAGCCAGUGAAUUCCGAUGUCUCUCCCCAGAAGAUGCCAUCGGUGUGUUUGAGAUUGAGCGAGAAGCUUUCAUCUCCGUCUCAGGAAACUGUCCCUUGUACAUUGAUGAGAUCCGGUACUUCCUGACCCUGUGCCCAGAGAUGUCCCUGGGCUGGUUUGAGGAAGGUCGGCUUGUAGCAUUCAUCAUUGGCUCCCUCUGGGACCAGGACAGACUGACUCAGGAGUCUUUGACGUUACACCGGCCCGGGGGCCACACUGCCCACAUUCACGUGCUUGCAGUACACCGCACCUUCCGCCAGCAAGGCAAGGGUUCCAUCUUGUUGUGGCGUUACCUGCAGCACCUGUGUUGCCAGUCAUCUGUUCGUCGAGCUGCGCUUAUGUGUGAAGACUUCCUGGUGUCCUUCUAUGAGAAAUGUGGCUUCCGGACAGUGGGCCCAUGUGCGGUCAGUGUGGGCACCUUGUCCUUCACUGAACUCCAGUGCCCAGUGCAAGGCCGUGCCUUCUUUCGAAGGAAUAGUGGUUGCUGA
This is a messenger RNA of Gracilinanus agilis (Agile Gracile Mouse Opossum), 651 nucleotides long. RefSeq names its product aralkylamine N-acetyltransferase (gene AANAT). Gene Ontology annotation, biological process: melatonin biosynthetic process; response to light stimulus; circadian rhythm. Lineage: Eukaryota; Metazoa; Chordata; Mammalia; Didelphimorphia; Didelphidae. The transcript is spliced from 3 exons. The record is from RefSeq and is a predicted model, not a curated record. The coding region runs from base 1 to 651 and encodes 216 amino acids. Gene Ontology annotation, molecular function: aralkylamine N-acetyltransferase activity. Gene Ontology annotation, cellular component: cytoplasm.